UUCAAUGACAAUUGUUGAUAAUCAGCUGGAGUUAUUUUUUUGCGUUUGGUGAAAUAUUUGAGCACGAGCCCCUGCCAGUGGGGGCCUGCUAUAUAGCAUACUCACAUUAGCUUCCGGUCUUUCAUGAAGGGCUAAUGGAAGACGCAAGGGAUUUGAUACCAUGCAGCUUGCUUGCUGACCUUCUGCUUCUGGCUGAGCGCACUUCACGGUCAGAAAGGAAACGAAGAGACUCGUUUGGCAUGUUUGACGGGUAUGAGAGCAGCGAGGAGUCGAGCAGCAGCUCCAGCACUGAGGACAGCGAGGAUGAAGAGCGCAGUCUUCCUGCCGGUCUGCCCAUCAUCAAGAACAACGGGCAGGUGUACACCUACCCGGAUGGAAAAGCUGGCAUGGCGACUUGUGAAAUGUGUGGAAUGGUCGGGGUCCGAGAUGCUUUUUACUCCAAAACAAAGAGGUUCUGCAGCGUCUCCUGCUCCAGAAGUUAUUCGUCCAACUCGAAAAAAGCCAGCAUAUUGGCCAGACUUCAGGGGAAACCACCAACAAAAAAAGCAAAGGUCUUACAGAAACAGCCGCUCAUGGCAAAAUUGGCAGCUUAUGCACAGUAUCAAUCGAAUCAGCAGAGCCCAGCUAAAUCAAAAUCAGUUAUUCCUGUCGAGGGCUUCGACUGGGGUCGGUACAUUUGUAGCAAUAAUAUGAUCGGAGCUCCAGUGAGCUGUUUCAAACACGUACCCAUGGGUUUAUUCUGGGGUGACAUUACUGAGGGUGUGAGGGUCGAGGUUCUCAAUUCUGACACAAACCUCUCCACCAAAGUUUACUGGAUAGCAGGGAUUGUUAAACUGGCAGGUUUUAAAGCACUUCUCCGAUAUGAGGGAUUUGAUAACGACUCGAGCCAUGACUUCUGGCGUAAUCUGUGUGUCCCAGAAAUCCAUCCUGUCGGGUGGUGUGCCUCGAAUGGUAAACCCCUCGUACCUCCUAAAUCGAUCCAGCAUAAGUCCUCUAACUGGAAAGUGUUUCUCGUGAAGCGACUCACCGGGGUGAAAACUCUUCCCCCUGACUUUGCUAAAAGGGUGCAGGAGGGCACGCAAUACCCGUUUAAGAAGCUGAUGCGUGUGGAGGUGGUGGAUAAAACCCACCUGUGCCGGACGCGUGUAGCUCUGGUUGAGCAGGUGAUCGGGGGCCGACUGCGACUCGUCUACGAAGAGAGCCAGGACGGUUCAGAUGACUUCUGGUGUCACAUGUACAGCCCACUCAUCCAUUGCAUCGGCUGGUCGAGGAGCAUCGGGCACCGCUUUAAAAGAUCUGAGGUGUCAAAGAAAAUCGAGGGUCUGAUGGACGCCCCUUCCCAGUUAUUUGUCAAGGUGAGGGAUGUCGACCAGAAUGGCGAGUGGUUUAAAGAUGGCAUGAAGCUUGAAGCAAUAGACCCUCUCAAUCUCUCAGCUAUAUGUGUCGCUACUGUAAGAAAGGUGUUGGCAGAUGGGUACCUCAUGAUUGGGAUCGACGGCUCAGAAGCAGCAGAUGGCUCCGAUUGGUUUUGCUACCACUCCACCUCUCCCUCCAUUUUCCCGGUGGGCUUCUGUGAAAUCAACAGCAUUGAGCUCACGCCUCCGAGAGGGUACAAUAAACUGCCAUUCAAAUGGUUUGACUACCUCAGAGAAACAUGUUCAAUAGCAGCCCCUGUGAAGCUCUUUAACAAAGAGGUCCCGAAUCACGGCUUCCGCGAAGGCAUGAAGCUGGAGGCGGUGGACCUGAUGGAGCCACGUCUGGUGUGUGUAGCCACCGUGACCAGGAUCGUCCACAGACUCCUGCGCAUUCAUUUCGAUGGCUGGGAGGACGAGUAUGACCAGUGGGUGGACUGUGAGUCUCCAGACCUUUACCCUGUAGGCUGGUGUCAAGUCACCGGCUACCAGCUCCAGCCACCUGCCGCACAGACCACGAGGGAAGCACCGCCUAAUGUGACAAAGCAGAAAAAGAAAGCGCCACAGUACAAAGGACAGAAGAAAAAGAGGAAGAUUCCAGUUGGGAGGAGGCCGCUCGGGUUUGGCGGGUCUCGGAGGAGCAGUUUCUCAGGCGAUGAAGAGCAGACUCCGUCCCUUUACCUUCCCCACCCACCUGGUGUGGCGCGCGAUCGCUCACUCAACUCAGAGGCCACGCUGCAGAUAAAGGAGGAGACUCCAGAGGUGGACGAGUUCACCUUCUCCCAGGGCACAUCAGACCAAGAGAGCAACGGCUCGGGCGGUUACUACAUCAAACAGGAGCCGUGAGCAUCAGCCCUGCUGGAGCCUUACCUCACUGCCAACAGCACUGGAAAAUCCCGUUCAGAACGACACACACACACACACACACACACGUGGCCUGGGAGAACAGGGUGACCUUACUUCCUCUUGCACGCCAGGUCCUUUUCUUUUCAGGUAAGAAAAGCUGAUGAAGAGACGCUUAAGAGUUCUGCGAGAGAGACGUAACGGGGCUUUUUCUUUGGAAAGGGGAUUUUUCCUGACUUUUGUUCAAUCAGUUUGCCAGAUGGACUUUUUUCCUCAGUGAUCAUUGUACUUGAAGUUUUCGUAGCCUUUUUUUUUUUUCUUUUUGGUUUGGUUUUUUUUCCUGUAAAAUUUUCAGUAAUUUUUUUUUUUUUUUUUCUUUUCCAAGACCGUGUGUCUCAUGCGCUGAUUUUUAUUUCAAAAAGCCCUUUUUAUUUGGAUGGGUGUGGAUUUUGUAAGAGCAGUAAAAAUCUAUAUUGAUAAAGUAUAUCCAUAUAUGUAUGACAUUAACUAAAUAGUAGAGUAGUGGAGUAAGGGUUAAUAUUCUAUUGGUCAUAAACCUUCCUGGUAAGAAGAGGUAUAGCCUAAUGGAAAACACUGUCACAUUUUGCACUACAGGGAUGUAAAAUUAAAUGUAUAUCAGCCUGUGAAAAUGUUGAAGUUACAGCUUUAUUGUAUUAAAUGACAAACAAAUGUACAAUAUGUAUAGUGGCUGACAAGUCAACUGUUCAGAGAGGGGAUAUUUGCUCUAAUCAGCAUUACAAUAUGCAAGAACAUUUCUUUGAUAUGAAGCCAGUGUUGAUUUAUCUCUUGAUCUCGUACGUGGAGCCAUUUUUAUAUACUGGUUUAAGUAUUUUAUGAGCCACAGAAUAAACAAAAGAAGAACAUGACAUUACUAGCCACUCAACACUACUUUUGCCAUGAUCUUAAACUCACACAGCAGAGACUUUUGAGUAUCGCUGAGACGUGAGAUCCAAGUUCAUCCCUGAAUGCCAUGACAGUUUACCAGCCUCUCUGCUUUUGUACUGAACCAAUGAGUGAUUACGCUUCUAUCCUGAGAGCAAUCGUCAAAUCUGAUGUGUUCGAAUCCGAACAUUCAUUCCAGAAUAAAGAUUUUUUUUUUUUGUACUACCUCUUUAAAAUGAGUUUAAAAUCUACAUCGGCUAAGGGUUCACGUGUAAUCGUGCCGCUUUUGCUCGGUUCUUUAACCAUCUUCCUGCAAUAGCUAGUUUUCACUUACCAUCGGAAGGACUAUAAUUCACCGUAUGCAAAAUGAGUUUAUAAGUUCACAUGCACCAUAUAAUAUACUUUACAACUUUACCAAACAUUUAUAUUUGUUACAUAUUGUGAUAUUAAGAGUCCUUAAAAUUGAAGAUAUGCAAUAAUACAGUAAUGUGUUGUUUUACAAUGUCUUAUUCUUUAAAAAAAAAAAAAGAAAAAAAAAAGAAGAAAUUAUCAGAACACAUAAAUAUAUACUUACAUUCUAUAAACCUAAAUCAGAUACUCUUACAGUAUGUUGUAAAACUGUGAUGAUUUUGUAGAAGCUAGACUUUCCCUCUAAUGGACUAUCUUGAGUGUUCUAUAAUGAAAAAAGGAAAAAAAAAAACCCAAGAUAUUGUUUGCAUAGUGAUUUAUAUAAUUCUUCUAUAAUUAUAAUCUCUAUCAGUACCAGUGAGGCUGUUGGUGAAUUUCUCAGGAAAUCUUGUAUUUCAUUGGCUUUUUGUUUUAUUUUCUUCUUCUUAUUAUUAUUAUUAUUAUCAUUAUUAUUAUUAUUAUUAUUAUUAUUAUUAUUAUUAUUGUUAUUUCCUCAUAUUACUGAAUCCAGUUUCCAUAUCGAUGUGAACGUUUUCCUGCAUUUGCUUUCAUUUACAGUACCUCAUAGAGUAAUACAGAACUCAGAAGCCAAACGAAAUCUUUCUAAAGCCCUAUCACUCGAACCCGGUCUCGCAGAGCCACAGCACUGAGCUCGUCUAGGUUUUCUCUGCGUUUGUGCAUGUGACUAGGCUCACGAAGGCUGUGGAUCAGGUGCGAGUCAGAUAAGCUUAAACCACGCAGUACUCGUGACUUCUCAGACUCGCUCGUACGGACCCCGUUCCACUCUCUGGGUUUUUAUCCUCUCCACUCCUCCAUGUGCCAGUUUCAAGAUUUUCACCGAGCUAGAUGUUAAUGCUUUCGAUGUGUGUUUUUGUUUUAAGCUCUAUAUGACAUCUGUUGAAGCAAUAACAUGUUGUGCUACAAUGUUGUCAUAUCGAUGUGUUUUUGCGUCAGUGGUUGCUUUGUACAUUUGUGCAAAUAUUUUUGCUUUUUACUUCCAUUCGACUGUUCACUUGUGGUCUUCUAACGCGGUCUCAGUUUUCUAUAUAGGCUAUUCCUCAAAAUCAUAGCAUCAGGAUUACGGUCAACACUGGUUUGAUGUCAGCUCACGUUAUUUUUAAUGAUUAUUCUCUUUUUUAUUAUUAUUAUUAUUAUUAUUAUUAUUAUUAUAAUUUUGACCAAAUUCACCUAAUUGUCUGCAUCUAUUAAGACAUGACUGUUUCAAGGCAUGAGAUUUUUGCUGCUACCCUCAAAUCAAUCAUAACACACCCUAACGCACAACUUCACCUUUAAAGCUAAAAAAAAAAUUCUCUACAGCAAAUGUGAUGCCUUAUCCUGUUUAUUCAAUAUUAGAAGUGUUUAAAAAAUGUUUCUAAUUUUAAAAAAAGAAAAAGAAAUUAAGGGAUAACAAUGUGCAGUAGAUUGAUAAUCAUCAGUGCAUGCAGCAACGUGAGAAUCCGAGAAGACCAGCGCCGUCCUGGUCUCGAAUACUAACGGGUUUUUGUGAUAUUUUUCCCUGUCCUUAGUAAUGACAUCAUGGUGCUAUAUAUUUGAUAACUCAUUCGCUUGAUCUACGAGAGGAAAUCAAGUCUGUAAUUUUAGGGUGGAGACUGAACAUAAAAGUGAAAUCUUAAAAUUAAAAAAAAAAAAAGCUUAAGCAUUUUUAAAUCUGUAUUUUGGAUACAAGUAGCUGAAUUAUUUGUAAUAAUAAAAACUGAACUAACAUUAGCCCUCAUGGUACAUUAGAGGUGAGGGUUUGGGGUUUGUAACUUUUUUUUCAUAGAGUCUGUACAUGUUCUUUCUUUUGUUUCCUAUGAUCUUUUGUGCUGUGAUUAUAGGAUUUGAUAGCUUCUAAUGUAUAUAGUUCAAAUCUGUGUGUGUGUGUGGGGGGAGGGGGGGGGUCUCGUUGGUUGAGAACAUGUUAAUUUGUUUACAAGCAUUGCAAACUGUUUCCGCAUGGCUGUGAAAAUGUAUCUGUUGAUUUUUGACAAAAACAUUUUACACUGAAUUAAAGGAUGCUUUUAAAAACGUC
Ictalurus punctatus (channel catfish) is the source of this 5598-nucleotide messenger RNA. It is a transcript of the gene mbtd1, whose product is annotated as mbt domain containing 1. Lineage: Eukaryota; Metazoa; Chordata; Actinopteri; Siluriformes; Ictaluridae. Gene Ontology annotation, biological process: regulation of DNA-templated transcription. The record is from RefSeq and is a predicted model, not a curated record. The transcript has 18 exons. The coding region runs from base 135 to 2258 and encodes 707 amino acids. Gene Ontology annotation, cellular component: nucleus. Gene Ontology annotation, molecular function: zinc ion binding.